CCCGAACGUCAACCCGAGUCUGCCAUCUUGCCUCCGCCGGGCCCACACACACGCUCCUUCUCCCGCACCUUUUAUCGCCUCCUCUCCUCCUCGCGAGACCUCGAACAAGGGACGAAAUGGCAGAUGCACCUGUGUACUCUCCUUUCUUCGGCGCCAUGGGUGCCACGGCGGCUAUGGUGUUCAGCGCCCUGGGAGCUGCUUAUGGCACAGCAAAGUCCGGCGUGGGCAUUGCGGCCAUGUCCGUCAUGCGGCCAGAGCUGAUCAUGAAAUGCAUCAUCCCAGUUGUCAUGGCUGGUAUCAUUGCUAUUUAUGGACUUGUGGUGGCUGUGCUCAUUGCUGGAAAGCUUGAUGCUGCCAGCAAAGGCUACACCUUGUACCAAGGAUUUGUCCACCUUGGAGCUGGAUUGAGUGUUGGCCUGUCUGGUCUGGCUGCAGGGUUUGCCAUUGGCAUUGUCGGUGAUGCAGGUGUGAGGGGAACUGCACAACAGCCACGACUGUUUGUAGGCAUGAUCCUCAUCCUCAUUUUCGCUGAGGUGCUGGGUCUGUACGGUCUUAUUGUGGCUAUCUACCUGUACACCAAGACUUCAUCGUCUUAAACGCAAGGAAAUUUUACAAAGGCAGUGUCAUACUCCUGGCAUGCCCACCUACCUAGACCUGCCUGGAAUGGAAAUACCAAGAUUGAUUUGAAAAGAGAACUUUCGUACAUUGUGGCGGGUUUGUGUUACAGUGGUGCUAGCUGAUCAUUUGGCAUAAUCUUUGUUUUUAUCAACUGGGGGAAGGGGAAACCAUUGCUGGAAUAUCUUACCCGAAGAAAUUACUGUUCAUUUUCUGAAUACUGCUAGGAGAGAGGAAAGUUCUGUAAUGAGGUACAAAAUUUUGAUUCAGAAUCUAAUAGUCUUAUACUGAGUUUUUGCUAGCACCAUGUAACUUGCUGGCGAACACAGUGUAAGGAAAUGUUGUAUGGCAAGAACUGCAUUGGUUACGGGUGAAGUGUUGAUCUGCAAACAUAGAUUAUGUAAUUAGAUAUUUAUUGUUUACCUUCCUGUAAUGAAUGCAUUGUUUAUAAAUAAGCAGUAAUUCUAGAACUUGGGUAAUAACAAAAAAUUUAAAUUAAUUAACUUUGAUAAUUCCUAAAUUGCCAAAGACAGACAGACACACACACACACACAGAGGCCUUGUGCAGAAAUCUUGGUUGACUAAUCAGUGUAUCAACCACAUGUUAAAGGAGUGUGCAGUUGGUGUCCGUCAUUUAAGGUAGGGAAGCAUAAAGGAAGCAGGAAGUUUUACAUGUUUCAGAAAUGGUCUCAUGGCCAUUUUGCCAUUGAAUAAAGACAAGAUUAUGUAAAGAAAAUAUUGGAUUAUCUUAAAAUGAGGUUGUGACUAGAGGAGACCAACCAACCUUUUCAUUUAGGAUAAUAAAGCUUGAUGCUUUUUGAACACACCAUAGAAUGCAUUGCUAGAAUAAUGCAUCUAGCAGAAAAGAAACAUUGGUAUUGGAAACUCGAACAUUUGUUAAUAUAGUAAAUGCUUCAGUAUUUCUGCGUGUCAUCAUGUAUGGGAUUAUCCAAGUUAGGAAGUGAUUUUAGUUGUAAUUGUUUUUUACAAGGUUGUUAAUAUGUAUAAUAUUUAUCUUCAGAUAUAUUAUCAAAGUCUUUUGUAGAUAUUCAGAUUAUGUUAUUUUAGGGGAAGUGACAUGCUGCAUAUUGCAAUAAAAAGAGAGGUCAUAGUUUUUAUGUUCGUUUAUUUUUGGCCACCAUGUACAAUCAAGGUGAAGAAAUGUCUUGGCUACUAAGGGGUUUAUAUUCACAUAUCAUGGCUUAAAAAGUCUGUCAUUAAAUCUUGCCUGGUUAAAUCUGUAAGAAAAAGAGAAAUACGCAUAUGGUUGUAGUAAAACAAAAGAUUGGAACUAUUUAUAAAGCACAAUUAAGCAUUUAGGAUAUUUAUUGAUGCUGUAGGUUUUGAAGCCUGCGUCUUCAAAUAGUGAACAUUCCAGUCCUUUGCCAAGUAUGUAAAACCUAUUGUUUUGUUGAGUAGGUUUUAGGUUCCACUUCCCUUAAAGAUAGAUGUAAUGUAUGUGUGAAAUUGUGAGGAUUUAUGUCAUUAUAAGAUUCUCUCGAGUCUCUAGUAUAUAGAAUCAAAGACUAAUCAGUACUAAGAAUUUAAGUGGCUUAAUUUCACGCACCAUUAUCUGGUUAGUAAACGAAGGACACCAUUUUAGGUUCAUUUCUUCUUUUCCCUUAUACCCCCACCCCCCACCAAUGGAUGUUUGUGAUUCCAUGUAGCCAAUACUCAACUUAGUGUCUGAACGUUUAAAAGACGUGUUUUUUCAAGAGAGGUCAUCAGUCUGGCUUGUCCUUCCCAAUUACCAAGUUUUGUCCAAGUGUAAAUGUUUUAAUCAGUGCAUAAGUCAAUAUUAAGAUGGUGUGUAUGUAUGUACAGUAUAUUAGGUCUAGAUUGGUGUAAAAGUUGUUCCAGUAAAUUACAUGUCAAA
Messenger RNA from Penaeus indicus, 2491 nucleotides. Its product is annotated as V-type proton ATPase 16 kDa proteolipid subunit c-like. NCBI's taxonomy places the organism in Eukaryota, Metazoa, Arthropoda, Malacostraca, Decapoda, Penaeidae. Gene Ontology annotation, cellular component: membrane; proton-transporting V-type ATPase, V0 domain. Gene Ontology annotation, biological process: proton transmembrane transport. The transcript has 4 exons. The coding region runs from base 117 to 596 and encodes 159 amino acids. Gene Ontology annotation, molecular function: proton-transporting ATPase activity, rotational mechanism. The record is from RefSeq and is a predicted model, not a curated record.